CGUGAUAAAUAUUGAAGCUCUUACAAAAAUAACUCCACGUGCAUAUGUUUAUGACUUACUGCAUUUCCUUUACACUCUUUCUUUGAGAAUUAAGCCUUUCGAGUUUGUUGCCGUUGUUAUUCCAGUGGUUGUACUUUGAAACAGUUUGAGAGAAAUUAAUUAUGGUGACUAAACAAGAUGAUUCGUCAUCAACAUCACUGCCUGCUUCGUCUUCUCGCCGCGCAAAAUCUCCCAAAAAUGUCCGCCACCUCAAGACCAACGUCGGCUGCAUGUCCGGCAUUUUCCGUUUUGUUUACGGUUACAGCAACCGCCGCGGGGGAAAAUUUAUCACUUCUGGGAAAAAGCAGGAUAAGAAUUCGAUUUCUUCGUCAUUAGAAGAAGAGAAUAAAAACACAAAUGGUCAGCCGAUAUCCUCGCACAGUGUGCCAGGGGAUCCAGCUUCACCGGCGGAGAUCCGGCUGUCAAACGCCGUGAAGUCACCGGAGAACAUGCGAAGUACUCCGCCGUCCGCUGUUUUGACGGAGGAAUCAGCGGCGGAGAAGAGGAGGAAGCUGCUUGAGGCAUUGGAGAAAUGUGAUGAGGAUUUAAGAGCUCUUAAGAAAAUCAUCGACGUUGUGAAGAGCAGUGUUGGUACUAUCGCAGACGAAGAAAACAAUACUAAUAACGACAACAACAAAAAUAAUGAUGAGAAAUUUGGCGCUAGAGAUAACAAGUGUUUGGAGCUUAACGGAGACCUGCAACCGAGUCCGGUGUCCGUACUUGAAGACUUCAUGACGCCGGCUAGUCUGCUAAGCGGCUACUCUCGCCGUUACACAAACGGACGAGUAAUACAGCAACAGAUAAAGCUGCAGAAGCCGAAGAAAAAGCCAGGAGAAGAUGAUGAAUUGAGCAGCAUAUGUUUAACAAGAGUUGAAAGUAGUGGUAUUGAUUAUCAAGAGAAGGUAAAAUCACCUUUGUGGGCGAGCAAGGCAAUGAUAGAGAGCGUAAAUGAAGUGUGUAAAGACAUUGAAUGGGGUGAGAAGAGAGAAAUUGGAAGAAUCGGACUGGCUUUACAAGAUCGUAUUUGCAGAGAUUUGGUUGAAGAGUUUGUUGGAGAACUUGAAUGUUUUCCCAUCUUUUCACUUCCUUUUGAGGCUUGUAAGAGGAGUCUGCGCUUCUAGCAAGGUAAUAUUUUACUUUGUUUGUUUAUCAAUUUAUUCUUUCUCGCCAUUUUUUAUAUGAGAAGAUCUGUUAUACUUUGAAUUUGAGUUUCCAAUUUCUAGACUUGUAAAAAGUUGAAGGGGCAUAUAUCAUAUAUGAAUUCAAAUUGUCUUCCAUUUCCUUUCAA
Messenger RNA from Mangifera indica (mango), 1327 nucleotides. RefSeq lists its product as uncharacterized. The transcript has 3 exons. Lineage: Eukaryota; Viridiplantae; Streptophyta; Magnoliopsida; Sapindales; Anacardiaceae. The coding region runs from base 162 to 1160 and encodes 332 amino acids. The record is from RefSeq and is a predicted model, not a curated record.